This is a messenger RNA of Pangasianodon hypophthalmus (striped catfish), 1203 nucleotides long. Its product is annotated as bifunctional protein GlmU. The record is from RefSeq and is a predicted model, not a curated record. The transcript has 3 exons. Lineage: Eukaryota; Metazoa; Chordata; Actinopteri; Siluriformes; Pangasiidae. Bases 293 to 733 code for a protein of 146 amino acids.
GUUUUAGCUGAAUGUUUUGUUGGUUUAAGGACACAUUCCACACUCUGAGCUUUGACCUUCGCUCUUUUUCCACUUGUUAUUGAUUAAACUCUUCUGUAGCUCCUAUAACACAUUCUAACUGGGUAAUCUUCCUACACUGCAUGCGGCUCUCAUUAUUUUGUUUAUUGCUUUGUAACUUUCAUCUUUUAUAUUUUUCCUUUUUCCAAGAACCAAAAGGGGAUUACAUAUAAAAUUGACCACAUGUGUUCAGUGUGAAGUAAGACUGUAAGGCAGCAGCUUUUCCAGAGGCCCAAUGACCACACCAGGCUCAUCUCUGAGUGUGUUUGCCCUGCGUCUGGGCCCAGGACAGGAGUUGCUCUCCUCUCUGCAGGCAUUUGUAGAGGAGAAGCAGCUCAAAGCUCCAUUCAUCAUCACAUGCGUGGGCAGCGUGACAAAGGCAACACUUCGACUGGCCAAUGCAACAGCAGACAACACCAAUCAGGUGAUUCGGGUUCAGGAACGCUUUGAGAUUGUGUCUCUGGUAGGCACACUAAACCCCGAAGCUCAUCUGCACAUCUGCCUGGCUGAUAAGGAGGGUCGGACCAUCGGCGGUCAUGUGCUGGGUGACCUGGAAGUGUUCACUACAGCAGAAGUGAUUCUUGGGGAAGCCACUGAUCUGUACUUUACCAGAGAGAUGGAUAGUAGGACUGGCUUUCCUGAGCUGGUCAUUCAAAAGCGUCUGGAGCAGACAUAACCCAUUUUAGUGCACUACUGAGAAUGAUGUGUGUGUACAGGAUGUUUAGCUAUAAUUCCAUGUAAUACAAGGACCUCUUGUAUUAUAAACUGCCAUAAAUCUUCAUUUUAAAUAGUGUAUUCUUAAAUAUCAAGCAUUAACUGAAGGAUUUUAGUGAACAGUUACAUGAAUUAAGGUUUGGGGAAUGUUUUUAAAAGUGUAUUUUGGGGUUCUCGAGUGAACAGAAAAGGGUUCACCCUAACUGAGUUCAAAUCCUAACAAUGACUUCUCAAAAAUGAAUAGAUUGAAAUGACGAUUAGGCCGUCAGGUGAUAGAGUGAUUGGGCACCAUGAAAAGGAAUGGAAUGGAAAGGAGAUGGAAACAGGUGGUGCACUUAUGAAAUGAGAGAAAGUGACAGGGUGAAUCAACACAGUAUUACACAGUAUAAUAUUUUAUUACUGCAAUGCAAUAAAGACAUGAUUGUAUAAUGA